CUUGGUAACUUUUACAGAUUAAACAAGAUUGUAUUUUUAUAGAGAGAGAAAGUAGAGAGAAGGCAGAGCAGUAAUUGCUCUAGAAUGUAUUGAUUGUGCCCCUUUUUUCUAGGGAAGUGGGAAUAUUUAUAGUACUAGGUUUUUGGGGGAAUGACCUAAUAUUCCCCUUACAUGAUUGGCUGGGGAAUGGGAGGAGGACACGUGUCCUUUCUCCUUACAAUUCUCUGGCCUCUUUUGGCAAUAGUGGGCUGUUUGGGCCUAUUGUGCUUAGUCAUUCACUUGGGAUACAUACUAAUUAAGCCCCUUUCCAGGUAUAGGUUUUAUACAUACAUUUAUACACACUUAAAUACAUACACUGUAGAUACCUAGAUUAAUACCCAUGCCUCGGAGUAGACUUCGUAUGAUUUCUGCUUUAGGGGGCGCAAUACGUGCCAUGUGUCACGUCCUCAUUGGUACACGAAGGCACGGUAAUUUUGCCCACAACAUUUGCCCCUCAAGAAGGGCAUUUCUGGAAACACAUUCCGGAGCUUUCAUAGGCGAUUUCCGGCGUGUUCCUACCACCAUCAGGCGAUUUCCGGCCACCAGGAGACUCAUCCUUUUCCUCGUCACACUCAUCCCGUUCUUCGCGAAACUCAUCUCGUUCUUCGCGAAACUCAUCCUGUUCUUCACCAAGUACUUCGCAGAUCUUUCAAGAGGAAGGAAUGAGCAAGCUAUCGGCGGCAGAUAUUGGGAAGGGCGAUAUGACCGAUUGGAUGGCGGACAUCUAUGAGGCCAAGAUGCAGAAAGCCAAGGCCGAGUUGGAGGAGAAGGUGAGUAUUCUCUUAGGUUGUCGUUUUUUUUUUUCUUUUUUGCAAGUUAAACUUCUCCCGUCCAGCGUCUAUAGUGGACGUCUUUUUAGUGACGAGCCGAUAUCCUGAUAUCUGACCCGUGUUUGCUAAGGUAGGCCUCGUCACUUUUUAUUGACGGGCCCCUUAGUUAGCGUUUUUUCAAGUGACUCG
Spinacia oleracea (spinach) is the source of this 998-nucleotide messenger RNA. RefSeq lists its product as uncharacterized. The transcript has 3 exons. The coding region runs from base 380 to 769 and encodes 129 amino acids. The record is from RefSeq and is a predicted model, not a curated record. Lineage: Eukaryota; Viridiplantae; Streptophyta; Magnoliopsida; Caryophyllales; Amaranthaceae.